Balaenoptera acutorostrata (minke whale) is the source of this 7043-nucleotide messenger RNA. It is a transcript of the gene METTL4, whose product is annotated as methyltransferase 4, N6-adenosine. Lineage: Eukaryota; Metazoa; Chordata; Mammalia; Artiodactyla; Balaenopteridae. The record is from RefSeq and is a predicted model, not a curated record. Gene Ontology annotation, molecular function: nucleic acid binding; RNA methyltransferase activity; site-specific DNA-methyltransferase (adenine-specific) activity. The coding region runs from base 272 to 1681 and encodes 469 amino acids. The transcript has 9 exons. Gene Ontology annotation, cellular component: cytosol; nucleus; RNA N6-methyladenosine methyltransferase complex.
AGUCUGGUCCGUCCCUUAAAUUUAGCUGUGAACACCCGAGCGCUUUAUGUCCCUGAGUAGCGAGCAGAGCGCUCCAGGCAGCCCUGGAAACGUUUUUUCCGUACAGCAACAUGGGGGCUCCAGUUGACUGUUAGAAAAGGAGAUUUUUUUUUUUUCCUGUGCCCUGAAAGGAGUGUCUUUCAGGACCACUGUUUAGAUGGGUGCUGUUUCAUGAAGCAAGUCUGGGAAGGCGGCGUGCACUUUUCCGACAAGGGAGGCGGCGAGGAAGAGUAUGUCUGUGGUGCGUGAGCUAUCACCAGGAUGGUUACUGGAUCAUCUUUCUUUCAUUAACAAGAUAAGUUAUGAACUUCACCAUCAUCAUGAGCCUUGUUGCAGUAAAAAAGAGCCUACUUCUGUUCAUCUUGAUACUCUUCACAUGGAUUCUGUGUCCUCUUUUGGAGCCUCUGCUACCUGUAUUGCUUCUACCACUAAGCCAGAAAAUGAUGAUGGAGGAAAUUGUGAAAUGUUCAUACAAAAAUAUGUUUUUCGAUCUGAACUGUUUGAUGUCACCAAACCUUAUAUAACUUCUGCUAUUCACAAAGAAUGCCAACAAAGUAAUGAAAAGGAAGAUCUAGUAAAUGAUGUUAAGAAAGAAAUCUCCAUUUCUGUUAAUGGAAAGAAGCGUAAGAGAUGUGUUGAUUUCAAUCAAGGUGAAUUGGAUGCUAUGGAAUACCAUACAAAGAUCAGGGGGCUGAUUUUGGAUGGAUCUUCACAGUUAAUCCAAGAAGGUCUCAAAAGUGGCUUUCUUCAUCCACUUUAUGAAAAACGGGACAAGUAUAGUGAGCCUAUUAUCUUACCACUGGAUACCUGCAAUUUGUCAGAAUUAUGUGAAAUGGCAAAGCAUUUGCCUUCUCUGAAUGAAAUGGAACUUCAGACAUUACAAUUGAUGGAAGAUGAUAUAUCUGUUACAGAGCAGUAUUUAUUUUCACGGAUUGUUGAUAACAACUCUAGCUUUACAAAAAUGAUUACUUUAAUGGGACAGAAAUACCUGCUGCCACCAAGAAGCAGUUUUCUUUUGUCUGACAUUUCUUGUAUACACCCGCUUCUGAACUGUAAGAAAACAUAUGAUGUAAUUGUGAUAGAUCCACCAUGGCAGAACAAAUCAGUUAAAAGAAGUAACAGAUAUAGUUAUUUAUCACCACUGCAAAUAAAGCAGAUACCUAUCCCUAAGCUGGCUGCUCCAAACUGUCUUGUUGUUACUUGGGUGACGAAUAGACAGAAGCACCUACGUUUUGUUAAGGAAGAGCUUUACCCUUCUUGGUCUGUGGAGAUAGUUGCUGAAUGGCACUGGGUAAAAAUCACCAGUUCAGGAGAGUUUGUGUUCCCAUUAGAUUCUCCACACAAAAAGCCUUACGAAGGUCUUAUACUGGGAAGAGUUCGAGAAAAAGCUGCUUUACCAUUAAGGAAUGCAGAUGUAAAAGAGCUCCCCAUUCCAGAUCACAAGUUAAUUGUCAGUGUGCCCUGUACGCUUCACUCACAUAAGCCACCUCUUGCUGAGGUUCUAAAAGACUAUAUCAAGCCAGAGGGGGAAUGUUUGGAAUUGUUUGCUCGAAAUUUACAGCCAGGUUGGACUAGUUGGGGCAAUGAAGUCCUCAAAUUUCAACAUGUGGAUUAUUUUGUUGCCCUGGAGUCUAAAAGUUGACUAUGUUCUUAAAAUUGUGUUUUUCUUCAGUUUUUCCUCACUCCUUCUGCCUUCAUUCUAAUAGAUUUUUCCUAUUUAUUACCAACCAAUAUGCUUAGAGAUGUAAACAGGACUGGGUUUUUCAGCAAAAUGAUUAGAAGUGACUAGCUGUCAUAUAAUUUUGAGAUGAAUUUUACUUCAGUUGCAAUAGUAUUUCACAUCAUUCUGGGCUCUACAAAUAAAGAGGUAAGCAGUUAGAAUGAUGGCAAGACUUUGUUACUGAAAAAGUUUAGAAAGCAUGCACUAUGGACCUGAAGUCACAAUUCUAUGUAUGGGUGUGUUUUGUUUGGCCCAUAUGGUGUUGUAAAAAAAAUUGGAGCCAUCAUUCUAAAAAAUCAGGAAAUCUCACAUAAUAAGUCCAUAUUUCUUCCUUUCUUUAAACAUCAGAAACUCUGGCUACACUGCGGCCUGUGUUCUUUCCUGGCAUCAGUCUAUGGGACCCAGUGGUAGCAGCUCAUUUGGGAAGGGCCAUGUACUCUCCAGUUUACCACAGUAACCUUUGUCCCAUGCCACUCACUUAUUGUCUACCUGACCCUUGUACAACCUGAAUUUAGAACAUCUAGUAUACUGCUACAUUCUGGAAAAUGUAUUCAAAGACCUGCUAAGUACUGCAUCAUUGUUCUGAGUUCAUGAAACAUUUUUUGGAGGGUUUUAAAUUUCAUUCAGGGUCACUUUUCAAUGUCAGAAAGUAAACACUGCUUGGCUUAAUUGAUACUUAUAGAACAUUCCAUCCAAAAGCAACAGAAUACACAUUCUUCUCAAGCACACAUGGAACAUUCUCCAGAUAGAUCACAUGCUGGGCCACAAAGCAAACCUCGGUAAAUUUAAGAAAAUUGAAAUCAUAUCAAGCAUCUUUUCCAACCACACCACUAUGAGAUUAGAAAUCAACUACAAGGAAAAAACUGUAGAAAACACAAACAUGGGACUUCCCUGGUGGUGCAGUGGUUAAGAAUCCGCCUGCCAGUGCAGGGGACAUGGGUUCGAGCCCCAGUCCGGGAAGAUCCCACAUGCUGUGGAGCAACUAAGCCCAUGUGCCACAACUACUGAGCCUGAAUUCUAGAGCCCAUGAGCUGCAACUACUGAGCCUGUGUGCCACAACUACUGAAGCCCGAUCGCCUAGAGCCAGUGCUCCGCAACAAGAGAAGCCACCACAAUGAGAAGCCUGUGCACUGCAACGAAGAGUAGCCCCUGCUCACUGCAACAAGAGAAAGCCUGCAUGAAGCAACGAGGACCCAACACAGCCAAAAAUAAAUAAAUAAAUAUUUGAAAAUAAAAAAACCCACAAACGUGGAGGUUGAACAAUGUUACUAAACAACCAAUGGAUCACCUAAGAGGAAAUAAAAAAAAUACUUAGAGACAAAUGAAAACAAAAACACGACAAUACAAAACCUUUGGGAUACAGUAAAAGCAAUUCUAAGAGGGAAGUUUAUAGCAGUACAGUCUUACCUCAGGAAACGAAAACUCUCAACUAAACAACAUAACCUUACACCUAAAGCAACUAGAGAAAAAAGAACAAACAAAACCCAAAGUUAGUAGAAGGAAAGAAAGAAAGAUCAGAGCAGAAAUAAAUAGAGAUGAACAAAACAAUAGAAAAGAUAAGUGAAACUAAAAGCUUGUUCUUUGAAAAGAUAAACAAAAUUGAUAAACCUUUAGAUUCAUCAAGAAAAAGGAAAGGGCUCAAAUCAAUAAAAUUAGAAGUGAAAAAGGAGAAGUUCCAACUGACACCACAGAAAUACAAAGGAAUCAUGAGACUACUACAAGCAACUAUAUGCCAAUGAAAUGGGCAACCUGGAAGAAAUGGACAAAUUCUUAGAAAGGUACAAUCUUUCAAGACUAACCCACCGAAGAACAGAACAAUCACAGACCAAUAUGAACAGACCAAUCACAAGUACUGAAAUUGAAACUGUGAUUAAAAAACUUCCAACAAACAAAAGCGCAGGACCAGAUGAAUUCUAUCUAUCACAGGUGAAUUCUGUCAAACAUUUAGAAAAGAGUUAACACUUAUCCUGAAAUUAUUCCAAAAAAUUACAGAGGCAGGAAAACUCCCAAACUCAUUCUGUGAGGCCACCAUCACCCUGAUACCAAAACCAGACAAGGAUACUACAAAAAAGAAAAUUACAGGUCAAUAUCAUUGAUGAACAUAGAUACAAAAAUCCUCAAGAAAAUACUGGCAAACCUAAUCCAACAAUACGUUAAAGGGUUCAUACGCCAUGGUCAAGUGGGAUUUAUCCUAGGGAUGCAAGGAUUUUUCAAUAUCCUCAAAUCAAUUAGUGUGGUACACCACAUCAACAAAUUGCAGAUAAAAACCACGUGAUCAUCUCAGUAGAUGGAGAAAAAGCUUUGGACAAAAUUCAACACCCAUUUAUGAUAAAAACUCUCCAGAAAGUGGGCAUAGAGGGAACCUACCUCAACAUAAUACAGGCCAUAUAUGACAAACCCACAGCUAACAUCAUACUUAGUGGUGAUAACCUGGCAGCAUUUCCUCUAAGAUCAGUGAGAUCAGGCUGGCAGCAUUUCCUUUAAGAUCAGGAACAAGACAAGGAUGUUCACUCUCACCACUUUUAUUCAACAUAGUUUUGGAAGUCCUAGCCAUGGCAAUCAGAGAAGAAAAAAAAAACAAAAAACAAAACAAAUCCAAAUUGGAAAAGAAGUGAAACUGUCACUGUUUGCAGAAAAUCCUAAAGAUGCUACCAGAAAACUACUAGAGUUCCUCCAUGAAUUUGGUAAGGUUGCAGGAUACAAAAUUAAUACACAGAAAUCUCUUGCAUCUCUAUACACUAACAAUGAAAGAUUGGAAAGAGAAAUUAAGGAAACAAUCCCAUUUGCCAUUUCAUCAAAAUAAUAAAAUACCUAGGAGACAAAAGGCCUGUACUCUGAAAACUAUAAGAUGCUGAUGAAAGAAAUGGAAUAUAUGAUACAAACAGAUUUGUAUAUAUACAAAUGUAUAUAUACAAUGUUUGUAUAUGAUACAAACAGAUACAAACAGAUGGAAAGAUAUACUGUGUUCUUGGAUUGGAAAAAUCAGUAUUGUCAAAAUGGCUAUACUACCCGAGGCAACUACAGGUUCAAUGCAAUCCCUAUCAAAUUACCAAUGGAAUUUUUCAUGGAACUAGAACAAAAAUUUUAAAAUUUGUAUGGAAACACAAAAGACCCCUAAUAGCCGAAGUAAUUCCGAGAAAGAAAAAUGGAGCUGGAGAAACCAGGCUCCCUGACUUCAAACUAUACUACAAAGCUGGAGUAAUCAAAACAGUAUGGUGCUGGCACAAAAACAGAAAUAUAGAUUAAUGGAACAAGAUAGAAUGCCUAGAAAUAAACCCAUGCACCUAUGGUCAAUUGAUCUACGACAAAGGAGGCAAGAAUAUACAAUGGAGAAAAGACAGUCUCUUCAAUAACUGGUGCUGGGAAAACAGCUACAUGGAAAAGAAUGAAAUAAGAACAUUCUCUAACACUAUACACAAAAAUAAACUCAAAAUGGAUUAAAGGCCUAAAUGUAAGACCAGAUACUAUAAAACUCUUAGAGGAAAACAUAGGCAGAACACUCUGACAUAAAUUAUAGAAAUAUCUUUUUGUAUCCACCUCCUAGAGUAAUGAAAAUAAAAACAAAAAUACACAAAUGGGGCCUAACUAAACUUAAAAGCUUUUUCACAGCAAAGGAAACCAUAAAAUGAAAAGACAACCCACAGAAAGGGAGAACAUAUUUGCAAACGAAGUGACCGACAAGGGAUUAAUCUCCAGAAUAUACAAACAGCUCAUGCAGCUCAAUAUCAAAAAAACAAAAACAACCCAAUCAAAAAAUUGGCAGAAGAUCUAAAUAGACAUUUCUCCAAAGAAGACAUACAGAUGGCCAAAAAACACAUGAAAAGAUGCCCAACUUUGCUAAUUAUUAGAGAAACGCAAAUAAAAGCUACAAUGAGGUAUCACCUCACACCGGUCAGAAUGGCCAUCAUCAAAAAGUCUACAAACAAUAAAUGCUGGAGAGGGUGUGGAGAAAAGGGAACCCUCCUAUGCUGUUGGUGGGAAUGUAAAUUGGUACAACCACUACGGAGGACAGCGUGGAAGUUUCCUUAAAAAACUAAAAAAAUUAAUAGAACUACCAUGUGAUCCAGCAAUCCCACUCCUGGGCAUAUAUCUGGAGAAAACCGUAAUUCAAAAAGAUAACAUGCACCCCAGUGUUCAUUGCAGCAAUGUUAACAAUAGCCAAGACAUGGAAGCAGCCUAAGUGUCCAUCGACAGAGGAAUGGAUAAAGAUGUGGUACAUAUAUACAGUGGAAUGUUCCUCAGCCAUUAAAAAGAAUGAGAUAAUGCCAUUUGCAGCAACAUGGAUGGACCUAGAGAUUAUCACACUAACUGAAGUAAAUUGGACAGAGAAAGACAAAUAUCAUAUGAUAUCACUUACAUGUGGACUCUAAAAAGAUGAUACAAAUGAACUUAUUUACAAAACAGAAAGACUCAUUGUUUUCAAAAACAAAUUUAUGGUUACCAAAGGAGAAAGGUGGGGGGAGGGAUAAAUUAGGAAUUUGGGAUUAAGAGAUACACACUACUAUAUAUAAAAUAGAUAAUCAACAAGGACCUACUGUCUAGCACAGGGGACUAUACUCAGUGUUCUGUAAUAAUCUAUAUUGGGAAAGAAUCUGAAAAAGAGUGGAUAUAUGUACAUAUAUAACUGAACAACUUUGCUAUACACCUGAAAGUAAUACAGCAUUGCAAAUCAACUAUACCCCAAUAUAAAAUAAAAAUUAAAUUAGAAAAUAAAAAUAAAGAAAAAAAGAAAGUAACUACUGCUUAUGAUUGUGAAAAAUUUUUUAAUAUUAUUUCCAGAUUUUCUACAAAUAAUUUGUUUACUAAAUGAAAUAUUUUUACUGAAAUGGUUCUUUGAAAAACAUGCUGAUUUAUUAUAUAUAAGCUUUAAAAUUUUUUUGAGGUAUACUAUUCACAUAAUAAAAUUCUCCAAUUAGUGUCGAAUUCAAUGAGUUUUGAAAGCAUACAUAUAUAUCUACCACCAUAAUCAUGACAUAGAACAUUUCCUUCAUCCCCCAAAAUUGAUGUGUCCCUUUACAGUCAAUCCCAUCCUCCCACCCUUGGCCCUUGGCAAAUGAUUUGUUUUGUAUCAUUAGUUUUGCUUUCUUAGAAUUUCAUAUAAAUGGAAUCAUAGAAUAUGUAAUCUAUUGUGUUUGGCCUUUCACUUAGCAUUUUGAGAAAAGAGUUUAUUUACAGAUUUUCUACAAAUAUUUAUCUACUAAGUAAAAUGUUAGAUUGAAGUGAUUAUCUGUCAAGUUUGCCAAUUUGUUUACUGAUUUUGCCAAAUAAAAUUGUUAUUUUUGAA